UUCCCUUCCUUCCAUUAAAAUCUCUCUCCUCCCUUUUCCUCCGUUGAAUCAAACAUACCCUUAUUUUUUCCUACAGGAGGGAACGACACAUCCAGAAUCUCAGCUCACUGAAAUAUAAAAUACCCAGCUCUAAAAGCUUUUCGCAAUUCGGCUUGGUAGAGGCGCGAGGAAAAUGACGAUAAUGAGAUUGAUUAGUCGUUUGAUUCUCCCAAAAUCGUCACCGUCUCCUGUUCCACGGUGGUUGAGCACAGUGGCUGCGGAAUCGGCGGCGGAGGCAGAGGCAGAGACGGCGGCGCGGCGUAAGAAGAGAACCCGUCUCUUCUAUCAAGUGGUUAAUAAGGCCAAGUCCGACCUGUCGCGCGUGCCACACGUUCUCAAUAAGUGGGUGAACCAAGGAAAUGAGGUCGGGAGACCCGAUAUUCUCAACAUCACUAAUUAUUUCCGCAAUCGCAAGUAUUUCAAGGCCGCCCUUCAGAUCUACAGCUGGAUGGAAAGCCGCAACAUGGAAAUAACUAAUGUCGACAAGGCCGCACUCAUUAACCUCCUAUACAGAACUGAGGGCAUAGCCUCCGCGGAAAAUUACUUCAAUACCCUCCAAGAAUCCGAAAAGACCAGCAAAACCUAUGGCGCCCUCCACUGCUGCUACUGCCAGCAGAAGCUCCUCGACAAGGCAGUCGACACUUUCGACCUCAUGAAAUUACUCAACUUCCUGACCACUCUAAACUGCAACAACAUGCUCCGUCUCUACUACAACAUGGGGAAAUACGAAAACGUCUUCUCCAUUGUCCAAGAUAUGGAGGACAAAAACGUCCCUCUCGACGCCUACUCUUACAACAUGCUGAUCAACAGCCACAAUGCCCUCAAGAAUGUUGACGCCAUCGACAGUGUUGUCGAGAAAAUGAAAAGCGAAAACGUGCCGGACGAUUGGUUCACGUUAGGGAAUCUCGCCACCGUUUAUUUCAAUUCGGGCUUUCCAGAGAAGGCAAAGGCUUUUCUCGACAGGAUGGAAAAAACGCAUGCCAGGCCAGAAAAAGAUUUGAUUGAGGCCUGCCGAAUCCGAAUCAAGCUGUUUUCCCAGAUGAAUGAUCUGCAAGGCGUGCUUCGGGCUUGGCGGGCCCUUAAGUUGGAUAUCCCAAAGCCCAACACUAUUUGCUACCUCUUCACGCUGAUAGGUCUUGCGAAGGUCGGGGAUGAGGAAAGCCUGGAGAAGAUUUUCAAGGAGUGGGAGGAGAGCAAGUUGAGCUUUGACCCCAAGGUGUCGAACGUGCUCUUGGAGUAUUAUCUGAAACGGGACAUGAUGCAUAAAGCGAAUUGUUUGUAUGCGAGUUUGGUUGAAAGGAAGAAAGUGCCCAAUUUGAGGAUGCUGGACUUGUUUGCAGCUCUGAGUGUGAAAAAUGGUGAUGUGGAGUCGGGGAUGAAGCAUUUGGAGAUGGGUUUGGAUAAGACAAAAUUGUGGGAGAGCGAUUGGUUUCCUUCAGAUGAGACGGUUAAAUUGUUUUUGAAAUAUUUUGAGGAGAAUGAUGAUCCAGUGAGGGCAGGCUUGUUUGCUGAGAGAUUGAAGGGCUUGAAACAUGUGGAUUUGGGUGCUCUGGAUGCUAAUGUUAAGGUUUCGGAUGUCGAAAAUUAGCAUCUGAUAUCUUAUUUCAUUAGAGGUUAGUUUGGUAGUUGGUGUUGUGUAAGAAGAUGAUGUCUAAUUCCGUUUUGGUACUGAUUUUUUUAUUGGUAAACUUGAAAGUUUCAUCCUUGCCCUGCCCUGAAAGAGUUUCUUUUAUAGGAAAAUGAUCGAUUAUAUAAAAAAAAAAGUUCUUGAGAAAACCACUGAUUAGACUUAGACAUAGAACAUUACACUGGAAAAAAAAGGUCAUCACAUGCUUAUGUCUAUACAACACAUUUGCUAGGAGGGCUCGGCAAUUCUAGCUCUGCCAAUAUGUUAG
This is a messenger RNA of Striga asiatica, 1934 nucleotides long. Lineage: Eukaryota; Viridiplantae; Streptophyta; Magnoliopsida; Lamiales; Orobanchaceae. The record is from the annotation of a GenBank genome assembly.